CCGUCCGUCCAAGAAGGGAAAGAUCAGAUACUACUACUUUCUCCGAACCGACUCAGAUCUAUCACUCACUCACCCACCCACCACACCCCCUUAUUCGCAGCGCGAUCGCUUCUCGCAGCGCGCGCCAUGGCGGGACGAGAAGCCGCCGGAGCCGGAGGAGGCGACGACGAGCUGACGCUCCUGGGCGUGUGGACGAGCCCGUUCGUGAUCAGGGCGCGCGCCGCGCUCAACCUCAAGGGCCUCGCCUACCUCUACCUCGAGGACGACCUCACCACCAAGAGCGAGCUCCUCCUCGCCUCCAACCCCGCGCACGGGAAGGUCCCGGUGCUCCUCCACAGCGGCAGGCCCGUCUGCGAGUCCCGCCUCAUCCUGGAGUACCUCGACGAGGCGUUCCCGGCCCGCGGCCCGCGCCUCCUCCCCGCCGGCGACCCCUACGCCCGCGCCGCUGCUCGAUUCUGGGCCUCCUACGUCGACGACAAGCAACUUUAUUACAACCAGAUGGCGGACCGGCCGGAUUAUGGUUGCCGUGCUCGCAGCUGUUCAGCACGUGGAUACCCGUCUACAUCGGCCCGACGAGGGAGGUGUUGGCGAUAUGUCCAAGAGCUCAUCAUCACAAUACGAUUUAAAGGCCCAAGAGGAUAUUGAUUCAAGAGAGAUUAGAGUUACUAAUGGGCCUAUGAGA
Molecule: messenger RNA, 682 nt
Organism: Panicum virgatum (switchgrass)
Lineage: Eukaryota; Viridiplantae; Streptophyta; Magnoliopsida; Poales; Poaceae
Product: probable glutathione S-transferase GSTU6
Exons: 2
Coding region: 127-645 (172 amino acids)
Biological process (GO): glutathione metabolic process
Cellular component (GO): cytoplasm
Molecular function (GO): glutathione transferase activity
Source: RefSeq, a predicted model, not a curated record